This is a messenger RNA of Penaeus chinensis, 9316 nucleotides long. It is a transcript of the gene Syn1, whose product is annotated as beta-1-syntrophin-like. The transcript has 8 exons. The coding region runs from base 127 to 1602 and encodes 491 amino acids. Gene Ontology annotation, cellular component: intracellular anatomical structure; dystrophin-associated glycoprotein complex. The record is from RefSeq and is a predicted model, not a curated record. NCBI's taxonomy places the organism in Eukaryota, Metazoa, Arthropoda, Malacostraca, Decapoda, Penaeidae. Gene Ontology annotation, molecular function: structural molecule activity; protein binding.
UUUUAGACUGUAUAUUUUAAUUUCUUACUGUCAUAUUGUAUAAUCAGACUAUGGCUAGCAGUUGAAAGGCAUACAGUUGAAACGCAUCCCACUGUACUCUGCAGGUGAUGUGACGUCUGAACAAGUAUGGGAGAGAAGGUGGGUAACUCGGAGGUGUUGGUGGGGGGUACAUGGCACCAGGCUCGCCUCACACUCGAGGGCGACCUGCUUUUUGUUACACUCACGGACCUCGACGACCUCAACCUGCAAGGCUCAGAUGGUGAAGGAGGCCCCAGUGACGUCCCUGAGCCAAUAGCCAGCCAGAAGCGGGUAGUUCAGAUAUGCAAGUCAGACAACAAUGGCCUCGGAAUAUCCAUUAAGGGUGGACGUGAGAACAAGAUGCCCAUCCUCAUUUCCAAAAUCUUUAAGGGAAUGGCUGCAGACCUGACCGAGAACCUUUACGUGGGGGAUGCCAUCCUAUCCGUCAAUGGCGAAGACCUCAAAGAAGCCACACACGAUGAGGCCGUCCGAGCUCUCAAACGAGCAGGCAAAGUUGUUACACUAGAAGUUGUGCCGUCCUUCUACAUUACAGUUAAAUACCUGCGUGAGGUAACACCAUACUUCCGCAAGGCUUCAGUCAUGGCUGACAUCGGCUGGGAACUCCAGUCAGGGUUCCUUGGUGCAGAAAAUGGGUUCCUGAACAAUGACGAGGACCGCAGCUCCCCUGUCAUGACCAAUGGACCUGACACACGCUCGCUGCCACUGCUCUUCUGUCACCUGACCCGAAAUUACAAAUGUGAAGAGCAGUACAGCUUAGAACUGCACUCACCCGACCGCCUGCACAGCCUCAUGAUAAAGUGCCCAUCAGAAGCAGACAUUACCGGGUGGUACAACGCCCUCCACUCCACACUGGAUCGCCUCAUGCAGUCGGCCCUCCAACACGCCAACAAGAUGCUGGGUGAUGUCCUUGAUAAAGCCACCAUACAUCACAUAGGCUGGCUCAAGCUGAAGGUGGACCAGGGCAAGGAGGAGUGGGAGCCUCAGUUCUGUGCAGUCACAGACCAUGAUAUGAUCCUCUUCCAGGAGGUUCCCUGGACAAAGGAAGCUUGGGCAAACCCCCUUGUUUUUUACCCACUACUUGCAACUAGAAUUGUCAACUCGACACAUAAGGGAUCUCUAGGGGGCAGUGAGCCCAUCACAAUGACCAUGCGGUGUGGCACGCAGGAGGGCGUGUGCACGAGUGUCUUCCGGCAUGACACACAGCGUGACCUAGCUACUUGGGUGAAGGUGCUAGUCCAGGGAGCACACAAUGCUGUGCAAAGACAGAAGGAAGUUGCUUGCUACUGCGAGUGGAGAGGAGUUGAGGCCAAGCUAGUCCUACACCAUGAGGACGGCUUCACGCUGCUCUCAACGCAUGAUGCAGCAGGCGGACGUGGACGUGUUCUAUGGACACAGCCCUUCCACAAACUAGUCAUGAGCUCGGAUGAUGGAGCGAGACUCAUCUGGCUGCGCUUUGACGGGGACAUGGAAGUUGAGCUGGACCUAAAAACCAACCCCAAGCCAUUCGUGUUCAUCCUGCACACCUUCCUGUCAGCCAAGGUUCACCAACAGUCCCUCUCCUGACGCAAGCUGGACCAAAAGACCUGGACACGACCAUCAGUCUCGGGGCCAUCUGAUGCCAGUAGCAAAGCUGAAGCCCUUGACCAAUCCAAUCCUCCCCAACCAAACACGAGAAGCUUGUUGAGCCAAGCCGGGGUAACCCAACCCAGCACAAGUCAAGCCAGUGCAAGCAAAGGAGGGAAAGCCCCCCCUUCCUCUUCGCCAGGAAGACCAUCCGCCCAGAUUGAGCCCGGAGCAGCUGCCGCCCUCCAGCCCGAGCCACGGUCACAGCUGAAAACCUCCAAGGGCCAGGCUGACCUCAAGAGUGUUGCUGCGGCCAAAGGAACUAAAAUCAACUGGUGCGCGAGUUAAGAAUGGUCAAUGCCUAGCAAUCCAAUUUUAUUUUAAGGGAGGCCAUUUAUUCAAAGGUAAAAGGUAAAAGUUUAGUAAAAGUGAUUUUUUUAACGAGAGUGGUAAGACCAAGAAUAUUACAUUAUCCCCAAGAUGGAAGAUGCCGUGAAGGAGCGAACCUUUAACUCCUUUCCUUUCAGUGAAUGCUGAAAAUAAGAAACUAAGUCAUGAGUCUUGGAAUAGGAAAUGAGAGAUUAAACAGCCUCCAUGUGGUUUAUUUUUUGUUUCAUAGUUUAAGGAUUAGUGAACUAGUUUCUUUUCUUUCCCUUCUUUCUUCUCCUUUUUUUUCUCUCUUAUUUUUAACAUGUAAAUGUUAUGCACUGUUCUGUAUAUACACACUUGUAAUAUAGAGACAUGUUCACAUUUAGUUACAUCAGACUCACACAUAUAAAUGAAUUAUUAUUUACAUAGUUGUUAGAUGAAAAGUAUAUAGGAUUAUUUUUGUGUGUUAAGGGCUGGUUAGCACAAUGGGGUUCAUACGUCACAAUUCUAGUGGACCGCAGACGCUGGAGACACAGCGAUUCAGACCUUCCUCUCACCCGUUCAGUCCCGUCUUCUUGUUAUCGAUAGCUCAACUCAGGAUCAUAAAUCUGUUAGGGAAGUUGUUGGUCCCUAAUCAUCCCCUUCUUCCCUACCCCUCUUCCAAUUUUUUUUUUUUUUUUUUUUUUUUUUUUUUUUUUUACAUUUCUCUUGACUCUUAAUACUGCUUGUGGUUUUUGCCAUCCCAUCCUCCUACCCACCAACCGAAAUGGUUCCCUAGCAGAAGUUUGGUUAUAGCAUGAAGAGAUAUUCCCAGCAUGAGUUAGCUAUUACAGCAAGUCUAGAGGUCACGCAUCCCGGAGGAGCGAAGGUACGAAAUAUUUCUUGGUGCCUAAAAGAAAAAAAAUGGAUGCUGAAUUUUUUUUGUGAUAAACUUUUAGUAGAAGUUUCCCCCCAUGCAUGUGGCAUUUACAGCUGUUUUAUGGUAUAUAUGAGCUGCAUGUGGCAUGUUUUUGUUUAUGCUUUAGAUGGGAAGAGUAUUUAUAGAUAAUUGUUGAUUAUGCUUCUGUUGUUAUUGGAAUAUGUACUUUGCUGUGCAUCAAUGUUUAUGGAUAAUGGGAGGUAAUUUGCUCCCUUUUUUCUUAUUAUUGAUUAUUUCUAUAGUGCUGGAAAUCUAUUUACAAAGUCUAGAGCAGCAAUGUUGUGGAAGUUCAUUGAUAAAAAUCUUGCUAGAUAAGGAAAGGCAACUGUAGACAUCUCCACAGACACAUUGCUGCCUACCCCCUCAGGCACAUUAACUUUUUUUUUCUCUCUCACUCUCUUUCUUUUCCAUUCUUCCUUUCUUUCUGUAUUCUUUAUUGUCUUCCUCUCUUCUUCUUUGCAGUCUCUUCUUCUUUCUUCCUUGUUGUCUCUUCCUCUUUCUUACCCUUCCUUAUUCUGUUUUCUUUUCUUUCUCUCGUUCAUUCACUCUUUGUUUUCAUCUUUUCUUCUCUUACACAAAUUAUUGUUCUAGCUGCGGUUGUCGAAUUUUCAUAUUUUUGACAAAAUAAUAAAAAAAAAAAGAAAGACACUGCAAUCUUACUUCUUGAAGAAAAAAAAAAGUUUUGCUUUUUCAGAAGUGAGAUUCAUAUGGUUUUCUUAUACAAUCAAAAUGCUGUUGUUGAGAGCCUUGCCUAUUUGUUUUCUGUAAUGGAAACUGUAUGCAGAUAUAGUUGUUGUUUGUAUUCUGGGAUCAGGCAAUGUCUUUGGAAUUGUACUUUGCAUUAUAGGCUCGAGAUGAUUUCAAAGUUUUGUUGAUGGAAAAGCUGGGGAGUUUGUAUGUUUUUUUUAUUUAUUUCUAGGUUGAACUGUUUUGUAAGAAGUAUAUGGCAUCAUAUCAAGUAAACCACCAAACUUAAAGCUGUAUUUUGCAGUGGUAAAAAGCAAACAAAACAAAAAAAAUAAAUAAAUAAAGGGCUGCUGUUUGUACCUGUUCCCAUAAUAGCCCUUUUUUUUAUAAUGUUAUAUGGAAUGUUCUCUAAUAACUGUGUGAGUCUGCUCUGUGUUUGUUUCCUAUCUCCUGUGUAUUAUGUUGUGAAAAUUAUCUCUUUUUUCUUUUUUUUUCUUCCUAGUGUGAUUAUUUUUAGCUUUUGAGUUAACUUUACUAACAUUGUCUUCACAUUGGGUAAGCUGUUACUGUUAGAAUUGUAAAGGAGGACACAGGACUUCCUUGAAUUGUAUGGGCAUUGUACUUGAGCCCAUGUUAAAAGUCACAGUCUAAGCUUGAGGGUGUUCCACAUAGAGCUAGACUUUUUCGUCCAAGUAUACCACUUGUUGAUAGACAGAAUUCUUGUUGCUUAUGGUGUGUUUGGAAAACCCUUUAGGCUCUGAGAAUGACGACGUUGAUAAGCAGGUCUCAUUAACUUGUGCUUUUGGGCCAUUCAUUGUCAGAACCAACUGGCAAGGUGUCGUAAUGCAAUAGGAUUUUAAGAUUAUGUAAGCACUUUGUGUGUCUUUAUAGCUAUGUUCAAUAUUAUCAUAUUUUGUUAUGAAUUUUUUCAACACUUUUGUUUCAGAAAUGCUGAAAUCUAUUAUUUAUUACUUGAAGUAAUUUUUUAUAUCUGUAUGCAGUAUUAAACUAUUAUUUAAUUAUGUUUUUUAUAGCAUGGCUAAGGACCUGUCAUAGCCAUAAUGUAGAUAUACAUUUGUUUACACCUUUGUAGGUGUUUACUGUUCAAUGUUCUUGCCCUUUCACGCUUUAAAGCAUAAUACAGCCACAACCCAAAUUUACUGUAGAGUUGAAUCCUGGAUGGAAUUAGGAAAGGAACAGACACUUGCCAUGGGAGCUGAGCUGCUCGUGAGAAUUCUUUGUUUUGUUUGUUAAUGUUUUCUUGUUUGAAUUUUUAAAAAGCAGUACUGAUAUAAUUCUAGGGUAUUGUUUUAUUUCUUUGGAAUUUUGCAUAUUGUUGUUGGUUUGUGGGUGCUGUAGUUAGCUCCAUAACCAGAUUUGAUUGUAAUCUCUCUCUUUCUCUCUCUCUCUCUCUUUGUUUUUCUCUUUUUCUUUUCUUUUUUUUCUUUUCUUUUUGUUCUCUUUUUUUCUUUUCUUUUUAGCAUAAUCAUUUCUGGGUAUUGCAGCUUCAAAAGGAAUCUUCCAAAUUAUUUUAUGAAUCUGGUCAGGAGUGAUUGGAAAUGCACUUUGCUCAAUGUGAUAACAAAGGUAUUAGUAAGAACUUGUCGGCAUAAUUUAUGGUAAGACAUUAAUGUUAGAAAAAAAUAUUUUGCAUGUUCUGGAAGGGUCUUUUUUUUUUUUUCUUUCUAUCUUUCUUUUUUUUUUCCUUUUUUUUUUUUUUUUUUUUAUUCUCUUUUUUUUUUUUUCAUUGCAGUGGCAGGGAAAGCAAAGAGGUUUUGCAGUGGGAGUUCUUUACUGAUGAGCUUUGAUGUGUAUUUCAUGUGUAUUGUUUUGAUUCAUAAGUAGUAGCAUGUUUGCUUCUCAUCAUGCUCAUGUAAAUAACAGGAGAGGAUUUUUCACUCGUAAGAACAGUACCGUAUAAAGGGCUUCGACCUUUUUUAUUAAGAGACUUAAAGCUUGCCAGUUUAGUCUGCUGUGUUCUGUUGGCUAAUACAUCUGUAACCUUUAGUGACAGCCUCUCCAAGACUUCCAAACUGUUACAUAUCAUAUGUCAGGGUCGUAAGAUAUCCCAGUCACAAAAAAAGUCUUGGAAAUUGGCCAAAAUGCUUGGAAUUUGAGACUAACUUUUGUAUGAAUUUGGCAUUUGAUGGAGUACCUUUGUGUUCUUUCCUUUUGUAGAGAGAGCAAAAAUUGUUUGAGAGAAAGAAUUUUGCAUUUAACUUUAUAAAAAAAAAAAAAAAAAUUGUAUGUGAUUUCAUACAGAAAGUUCACCUUUAUAGAAUUAGCAAGAAUCAAAUUUUACAACUAAGGAUGCUACAACUCCUAUCAGUUGACAAAAAAAUCAAUAAAUAAAACGAAGAUAAUAAAAAAUCAAAACGAUAAUAAGAUCCCAAUUUUUUUUCCAUUUCAAGUAUUGAACUUUUGUAGGUUUUAUAUUCAUUGAUGGAUCAGUAAUUGAAUUUCUCAUGAACUGGCAAGUACAUGUCACUUCUUCACCCUGUCUCUCUCUUUCUUUUUCUCUCCCUACUCUUUUUGCAUCUCUCUUCUUGUUAUCAUUAUCACUGAAAAUAUACUUUUUCUUCAGCAGGUCUCCUUAUUCUGUUAAUAUUAGAGUAUGUGUUUGCGUCCUGAAAAUGAUAUCUGAAUGCAAAUUUCAUGAAAAAAGGCAAUCUUUCUUUUUUAGCCAGUUUUGAUGAAGGUCUUUUGUCCAUUAUAAAGGAAAAGGAAAAAUUAUCUGUCCUAGAUGGGUGCUAUAUAGGGAGGGUAUCUGUUCCUUAACGUACCAACUAACAACUAACUUUCCUUAAAGGGAUUUUUGUUAGUGCCCGCUUCUUCUUUUGAAGACUGCUGUGGUGUUUCCUUGCAUGUUCUUUUCUUUUUGUUUGUCCCAUUGUUCCUGGAAGUAGAAGGGCACUGUAGUCAGUCUGUGAGAUUAUGGAUCUGGGGAAGGUAUUUGGUGGGCUGAGUGAAUCAAAAGGCCAUGGUCAGAUAUUACAUUUUUUUCUGGUUGAAAUUUAAUUUAUGAAGAAUUUGUGUGAAUACUUGCCCCACCGCCCUUUUAAAUAGGUGAAUAAUCAUGGGCAUUUGAACUUUUAUUUUUUCUCCUUGAUUUUGAAGCUAUUCAUUGAGAAUGUAUCAGUACAAGAGAUCUGGUUGGUGGAAAUGCAGAGUAAUGAUCGAACAAUGACUAUGUUGGACUUGCCCACAUUCACGGUAAUGUAUGCUUGAGCAAGUUAUAGAAUCUCAGAGAAUAACACUAGGUUUCCGGCUAUCUGUCACUGUUAUACUGCAUGGUAACUUGGGUCGCUAGGAGGAACUGCUUUGACCGAUCUUGCAUCCUGCAGGAUAUAGCUUGUUAUUUGUUACAGCUUGCUUGUAAAGUGUUGCAAUAACAGCAUCAUUUAAUGUCUCUGGAGGUGUUUAUAAAGCAUGAUAAUUUACACAAUGCUGAGAAGUGUAUGAGAGAGAUGUAAAUCUUGGCAUCUUGGUGAGUUGUGUCUGGGAUUCAUACAGUCUGUACAUGUCUGUCUGUAUUGACUUGGUCAAGGUUUCUAAAAGGCAAGACUCCUUUUUGUCAAGAUGUCAGGUUACAGAGGGUAUUAACAUAAUAACAAAAGAUAAAGUUUUCAAUAUAGUCUUGUGAGGAUGGGUGUAGAUUAGUUGCGCAUCCAUGCAUGGACGAUUGUCCAGCUCUCAGCCAGGCUUGCGAGAUGUCAUCCUCGCAAUCAGGACAUGGACUUGUGGCAAAAUAAGGCAUUACCCAGCAUCUGGUAAUAUUCAUCACCUGUCACCUAAGAGUACCUAUAGAUUUAACUGCCUAGAUGAUAGGCAUUCCAAAUUUCAAUAGUUACAACUAACACUACACUGACUGUCCAGAACCAUGGUUAACCAGAUGCUGUUAAGGCCAAUUGCUGCUCUCUAAGCUGGCUGUCAAGACUGUGGGUGUCAGGACUGGUCGCUAGCAUCAAGUGAGCUGGUAUCAUUUUGUACCUCAGAUUUCCCUAAGCCUUAACUAUCAUCUUACCUAAUGAUCAUGUGGAACCUUACUUCUAAUCCUCAUGGUAACUUUCCAGCCUAAUCUUUUUUAACGUUAGGCUAUUUAUAACACUGCCAAUAUUCACCUUUCUGCGUAUAUUCACACACACAAAAGUCUAUAAUUUUGUACCGGUAAGCCAGUUACGAGAUGUCAUGAUUUUUUAGUCUGUCUUCUAUUUACAGACAAUUGUAGGGCAAUUUAGAUUAAUAUGAACUGUUACAGUAAUCUAAUGGUUGAUUUGAUGUUUUUGUCAGUUUCUGUACAUUUUACAUAUCAAAGUAAAAUAGAAUUCUUGUUUAGAAUUGUAUGAUUAAAAAUGUUAACUUUCAGUAGAUUGCAAGAGAAAAUGUUGAAUAGACUUGCAAGUUUGCAGAAUUCAGACAUGCAUCAUUGGUGAAAAUAUAACCAUGAUAGCAGAUUUUCCCUAUGAUGAUUAUCUAGUUUAAAAAAAAUCAUUCACUCUCAAGCUAACAGACAGAUUUUAUCUUGGAUCCCCCAACAUCAAUUCCUGACAAAUUCUCCUUCAAGCCAAUUUCUUGGGCUAAAGUGCCUGUACAUUCCACUUCCUAUUAAAGAGUUUUACUUGAUGUGGAGUUAGUCCUUGGUCCCUUGGAGGCUUAGCAUAGGGUGAAGGAUAAAAUGCCUUGGAUUGAUGCCAGCUCUGAGAAGACAUCAAUAAUUGGGGUUAUUUGUAAGAUUCGAUUGCCUCUACUUCCACAUAGCUUUACUACAGGUGUGUACCUUUUUGCGCAGGAUCCCUGUUGUUAGCUUUUAAGAAAGUAUGGAACUCUCCUUCUAACCCCUUCCCCCUUGUAUCCAUUUUUUAAAUGUAGUGAGUAAUAGUGUAAAUAUUUUAUUCUCGUGACAGUGACAAGCACAAUCCCGACCUGAGAGGGAAAUGUUGCUCUACAAAUUUUGAGAGAGAAACCAAAAGGAAUGAAUUACGUGAAUGAUGUUGAAGCUUUUCAUAGAUCUAGGAGUAUCUGUUGUGUAUAUUUCAUUGUAAAUGCUAAGACUUGAAGCAUCAGACUGGCAUACUUUACAUUGGUGCACUGAACCAGUGCAAGUCUGUAAACAUUGUAUUGCCUGCGUUUUACAGAUAUAUUGUAAAUCAUUAAUCAGCUGACUAUAUAGGCUUUGAUUGUAAUUUAAAGAUAUUCAGAGAAGUUAUCUAGUCUUUUUUAUUUUCUUUCUUUCUUUAUUCAUAUUUUCCCCAGUCAAGAAGUAAGAUUUUUUCUUACUUCAGUCAUCCAGUAUAACUGGGAGAAAUCUUCUCUCAUGCAUAUAUUAUUGUACUGGCAUAGGCUUCUCUUUUUUAUUUUUAUUAUUCUUGUUCUUGUUCACACCUUUCCUGUAAAUACAAAGUGGCUAGUAUUAUAACAUUGCACAUAAUUUGCUUUCACUAGCACCAAAAAAAUUAUUUGUAUUUUUUAUUAAUGUUGAGAUUUCCAGCAGCUGGAAUUGUUUUGGCUUUAACAAGCACCUUAGUAAGAUGUAUAGUGUUACAUGUCUAAUGUGAAGACCAAGAUACUAGCAUGGAUGGUGUGGAUGCUGUCGUGUAUUGUUGUGUAUGUGUUGAUCCACAAUUUUUGCGGGCACUUGCUCGUACAUUGGGGGGGAAUUGUUUGAGCACUGCAGUGUAGUUUUGAGCACCUCUGUGUUGGUUGUGUGCACUAGCUGGCAGUCUAGGGGGUUAGUCUUAA